UCUCUCGCGCGCUGGGUGGCUGACUACAGUCCAGUGAGGGGGUGGGGGUGAGGAGGAUUCAGGGAGGGGUGGGUGCUGGCGACCUGGACUUCUGGAGCUCUGAUCAGUACAACCCUGUGGGCUCUGACUUAUGUCCCAGCACCCUUAUCACUGGUUAAGAGCUCAGGUUUGAACCAGACUAGGGUCUAAAUUUGGCCGUAAUAAUAGCCCACUAGCUGUGUGACCUUGGACAAGUUAUUUAAUAUCACUUUCCCUAUCGAUAAAAUAGGUAUAUCAGUACCUAAGGUUAAGUGCAUGAUCCAUGAGGCCAGAUUGCCUAGUUCAAAUCCCAUCUCUACUAAAGUGUCACUUUGGACAGGCUACUUAAUAUUUCUGUCCCUCGGUUUCCUUAUCUGUAAAAUUCAAAUGAUAAUUAGCUACCUCAUGGAGUUGUUUUAAGUGUAAAUGAUAUGUGAAGUGCCUCGAAUAAUCUGACGCAUAGUCCUCAGUAAGUGACAAACAGAAGUAUUAGUAUUAUUACCCUGGUCCUCACGUCCCAGGCUUGGGACUGUGAAAGCAAGAGUAAUGGAAAUUCCCAAGCCUUGGCACCAAGCAGUUGUCCUUGACAUCUCUUAUCCUGGCAGGCAGGGAUAAAUUGGAAAAGGGGCACACAUCCAAAGAAGAUGGAAUGUCCUGGAUGGUGUUUUUGCUGAAAUAGUGCUCUCCAGAAAAAAUAUCCCUUUUCUAAGCUACCUCCCCAACACCCCCUUACAUAUCACUGGGAAGAUUUUCCUAGUUUCCCUUGGUUCUGAACCUGUUUUAGCCCCCCGCCCCGUUAUGACAUUUAUCUAGAUUUAACCUGCUUUGUGUGGGCCUUGUGCUGGACGCUGUGGAUUCAAGAUGAACAAAGCACUUCCAACCCUUAGGGAGCUCAGUCUAGUAGAGCACUGAUUCUCAAUCUCGAAUGUGCUUACGAUCGCCUGGGAAUCUUGUUAAAAUACAAAUUCCGAUUCUAUACGUCUGAGUAGGACCUGAGACUCUGCAUUUCUAACAAAUUCCCAGGUGACGCUGAUAAAGCUGGUUCAAGAUGUAGAGGAUUUUACAAACUAAUAGAGUAGUGGGAGACAAAGUCCAGGCUAACUGCCUGGCAACUUGAGGUGGUCUCCGCCUCUCCUUGCUCGCUGAAGUUCCCUCCCAGGAAUCCACCACGUGACAGUUGGACCGCUGUCAAAGCGCCAUGGCGCUGAGGAAGCCGCUCUGCCUUCCCUCCCUGCUGCUGCUCCUGCUGCUGCUGCUGCUGCUGCUGCCCCAGGCAGACACUCGGUCGUUCGUAGUGGAUUGGAAUCAGGAUAGAUUCCUCCUGGAUGGGGUUCCGUUCCGCUACGUGUCUGGCAGCUUGCACUACUUUCGGGUACCUCGGGUGCUUUGGGCUGACCGGCUUUUCAAGAUGCGAAUGAGUGGCCUCAAUGCCGUACAGUUUUAUGUGCCCUGGAACUACCAUGAGCCAGAGCCUGGGGUCUAUAACUUUAAUGGCAGCCGGGAUCUCAUUGCAUUUCUGAAUGAGGCAUCUAUAGCAAACCUGUUGGUCAUACUGAGACCAGGACCUUACAUCUGUGCAGAGUGGGAGAUGGGGGGUCUCCCAGCCUGGUUGCUUCGUAAACCUAAUGUUCGUCUGAGAACUUCAGAUCCAGACUUCCUUGCCGCAGUGGACUCCUGGUUCAAGGUCUUGCUGCCCAAGAUAUAUCCAUGGCUCUACCACAAUGGGGGCAACAUCAUUAGCAUUCAGGUGGAGAAUGAAUAUGGAAGCUAUAGGGCCUGUGACAUCAGCUACAUGAGACACUUGGCUGGGCUCUUCCGGGCACUACUAGGAGAAGAAAUCUUGCUCUUCACCACUGAUGGGCCUGAAGGACUCAAGUGUGGCUCCCUCGAGGGACUGUAUACCACUGUAGAUUUUGGCCCAGCUGACAACAUGACCAAAAUCUUUGCCCUGCAAAGGGAGUAUGAACCCCACGGGCCAUUGGUGAACUCUGAGUACUACACAGGCUGGCUGGAUUACUGGGGCCAGAAUCACUCCACACGGUCCAUUACAGAUGUAACCAGAGGACUUGAGAACAUGCUGAAGUUGGGAGCCAGUGUGAACAUGUACAUGUUUCAUGGAGGUACCAACUUUGGUUACUGGAAUGGUGCUGAUGAGAAGGGACACUUCCUUCCAAUUACUACCAGCUAUGACUACGAUGCACCAAUAUCUGAAGCAGGGGACGUCACACCUAAGCUUUUUGCUCUUCGAAAUGUCAUCAGCCAGGAUGGGUAUAUGCUGGAUUUCCUGCACUUACUGUGCCCCCAAGGACCUAUCCAUUCCAUCUUGCCAAUGACCUUUGAGGCUGUCAGGCAGGACCGUGGCUUUAUGUUGUACCGGACCUACCUAAUGUACCCUGUUUUUGAGCCAACACAGUUCUGGGUUCCAAACAACGGAGUACAUGACCGUGCCUACGUGAUGGUAGAUGGGGUGUUUCAAGGUGUUUUGGAACGAAACAUGAAACACAAACUAUUUUUGACGGGGAAAAUGGGGGCCACAGUGGAUGUCUUGCUGGAGAACAUGGGGAGGCUUAGUUUCGGGUCUAACUACAGUGACUUCAAGGGCCUAUUAGAGCCACCAAUUCUGGGGCAAACAAUCCUUACCCACUGGCUGAUGUUCCCUCUGGAAGUUGAUAAACUUGUAAAGUGGUGGUUUCCCCCUCAAUUGCUGAAAAAUUCACGUCCUCAAAUUCCCUCUGGCCCCAUCUUCUACUCCACAACGUUUUCAAUUUUAGACUCAGGUGGAGACACAUUUCUCUUUCUACCUGGAUGGACCAAGGGCCAAGUCUGGAUCAAUGGGUUUAACUUGGGCCGGUACUGGACAAAGAGAGGGCCACAACAGACCCUCUACGUGCCAAGACCCCUGCUGUUUCCCACAGGAUCUCUCAACAAAAUCACAUUGCUUGAGCUAGAAAAUGUGCCUCCCCAACCUGAAAUCCAAUUUUUGGAUAGUCCUAUCCUCAAUAGCACCUUGCACAAGACAUACAUCUAUUCCCUCUCAGCUGAUACACAAAGUGACUCUGAACCAAUGGAGUUAAGUGGGCACUGAAAGGUAACCCUUGGACCUGGGUGGGA
This is a messenger RNA of Molossus molossus (Pallas's mastiff bat), 3129 nucleotides long. RefSeq names its product galactosidase beta 1 like (gene GLB1L). Bases 1217 to 3103 code for a protein of 628 amino acids. The transcript has 15 exons. The record is from RefSeq and is a predicted model, not a curated record. Gene Ontology annotation, cellular component: vacuole. Gene Ontology annotation, molecular function: beta-galactosidase activity. Gene Ontology annotation, biological process: carbohydrate metabolic process. Lineage: Eukaryota; Metazoa; Chordata; Mammalia; Chiroptera; Molossidae.